GCAGAAUGUCUCCUGUGGGACGACCUCCUAUACGGCAACGUCUUAUAGAAUGAGACAGGAAAUAUCAGCUCACCGUCCGACGGUCACCAGUGCAACCCGUGGGUGGAAUGACAUCUCCAUCACGCCUGAGACGAACUUGGCAAGCCACGAAUGCCUUCACAGCCCUCUGUCUUGCUGCCACCUGGUUCGGAACGCCGGAUUAGGACGGCCCCGGCCCCGGCAGCAGCAGCAGCAUCAGCAGCAACAGCAGCACGUGGCCUUCUGUCACAACGGCGAGGAGCACCACACCACGACACCACGACACCACGACACGUGAAAAGUCUAUUGAGCAAACCGCAGUCUAUCGCUCGAGAUCGCGUCAUCUUCUACUGUGCCGGAACUUUGUUAUGUCACAGUAGCACCGAGUGGCAGUGCCAUGCCCGAGGCAGAUUCGGACAGCCUGGCCAACUGCCGCCAUUGAACAACUUGACAAACGGUCCGAGGUGUUGCGUACAUCGCGUUUGACCAUGUAGCAUCAGUUGGCACUGGUGCCCGGGAAUACCAAGCUGCCCGCCUCACUGCAUGCCCCGCACCUGUGGGCAGGAGGGAGUAGCCGCAGCUCAUGCCCACGAGGCAAACGGCGAUCCACCAGAUCUCCCUCAGAAACAAGAAAAUCUGGGAGGGCUGGAAACGCCUGAAGCAUAUUGGCAAGGGCCGUGUAACAGUCUCGGAGCUGCCCAAGCAAUCCUCACCGUGAGCCUGGGACCAUUGCCCUGCGGUCGGACAAAUCAGUGUUGCCGGUGUCCGCAGAACCACGGGCCUGGAACCUUGUAUCUCGUGCUAUCGUCACCGCCGGCUUUGGCAAAACGUGCACGAUGAGAGAAGGUGUAUACUGUAUGGCCGGCCACCCCGGCUCAUCGAGUGCGACAGGGGUUGAUGUGAGACGUGACCGUACCAUUAUAAUCGAGUGUUGUGGGAGAGGCAGGGGUCUUUCUCAUAUGCGAUUCGGUGAUCCAAAGAUCGGCUCAACCAACCGGACAGGCUAGCGCACAGACUCGGGGCCGCUGGGCUGCUGGGAGUCUGGGAGUCUGGGAGUCUGGCACCGACAGACCGUGAUGGUGGACAAAGUCUAUCGUCUGAAAUACGACCAGGCAGCCCAGGCAGCUCGGAUUGAGCCGGGAUGGCUGGUGACCAGCGGGUCGCUGACAUCGUUUCAAGUACAUUAUGACCCCUGGGGUUCAACGGGCAGACCGACCCAUCGCUCGAGCUCCCCAAGGACGCGGGGGCAACAAGACGGCGGUCAACCGGCACCGCUCGGUCCUCAGAAAACAGCUCCGACACAUAUAUCUGACAACACCGUACCCAGAGGCCACGCUCAGAUGCACAGCCUUGGAAGGCGCUGGCUGGCAGGGCUGAAUGCGCGCGAGCAUCAUCCAGCUAUCGCCCUCGAGCCGUUCAAUCCGAUCAGGACUCUGCUUCCUGUCAGAGUGCUGUCAGCUGCACGGUCCGUCGAACCGCAUGAACGAUACCUUUCGUCCGCUGGCCCCCUCAGAGGCGCGUUUUCAUGAGAGGAUACGAUUGGCAGUCCAGUCGCUGUCCGAUUAACUUUUCACGCAUGCUGAAACGCGGUGGGGGGCGCCCUUAGAAACCAAGACACCUAUAACAAGUGUCACGGAGGCAUGGGUGGUACCACGCUUCCGGAUUCGUCCUUUUUCAGCCGCAUGGACAAUCAUGUUUCCUGGUCCGAGGCCAAUCCAGAGGAUGCUGUGUACAUCCGCCACUCGCAUCGGGCGGCUGGCCCAGGUCGCAUCACUGUCAUGGUGAUCACACACCGAACAGCCGGGCCACGGGGCGCCUCUCUGCAAGAAAGAUAGAUCCGCAAUAGAUCUCCGCCAAUAUGCUGCCCUGCUAUAGAGCCGGGACUCGUGUGCGUGUGCGUGAAAUCCCAACCUGUCCCUGGUUUGAGCCGCGUGGUGACAGCUUGGCUGACACCUAAGUUUAUCCCAGACCGACACGCUGCUGGUCACAGAACUGAGUCUAUCCAUGACCUGAGUACCUACUCUCCCAUGGCACACCCGCUUUUGUAGCGCAAAGUUUCCACGGUACAUUCACCGCGUCCAGGUGACUCUCUGGCUGCCUAGGACCAGGGACUUGCGCUCCUGCUGCACGGCUGCCCACCUGGCUCUCUCCGCUGAGAUCACCGAGCUUUGGACCCGACGUGGUAUUCUGCUAGUGAGGGUGUGCUCAGUGUUUCCCCAGCUUUAUGUUCGUCCUGCCCUGCUUCUGAUGCAAGUCUCGAAAUCCGCCCCCUCCUACGUCUUGCACCCCGCGUCAUGCACACUGAGCAGUGAGCUGUCAGUUUUGACCUCAUGCAUCUGGGUCUGUUGGCCAAUGUCUGUCAGUUGAUGCUAUAGCCACUACCGAACGACCAUGCUGCCAGAAUCGGAAAUCUCAAGAGACAUACACAACAUUGAAGACGGGAAGUCGUCGCGGCGGGCGAAGCUUCCAUCAGAGUUGUCGUUCGAACAUGUGGUCAAGAACACGGUGGCAUCGCCAUGCUCGCUUGGCGAGUUUAUGGACUUUCUGGUCCAUGGGGAUCUGAACGCAGAGUUACUGCAAUUUUUCAUCUGGUACUGCGACUACAUCGAGCGAUGGAGUGAGCUGUCGCCUCAACAGAAAUCAUUAUCGCCCCCGUGGGAGCCAGCUCGACACCGAGGACAAAAAGGACCAGCCGCACAUACUCAUCGACGAGACGGGAGUGACAGACUCAAUCAGAUAUUAGGCAUCAUGGAGGUUGUCAAUGCUAAGAAGCACCCGAAUUGGUCAUUAAAGGGCGAGAUCGAAACAGGAGCCGACUCGGGGACAACGAGCCAGUCACCAAGCAUAGUGAGCAUGCCAGCCGCUACCGCUCGGAGGGCAACCAAACAGGACACCCCACAGACACACACCGCAUUACCCCUAAACUCUAAUCCCAUCGACGAACAGCCUCCAGACCACAUACAGCCGUUCCGCGACGAGAUCAACAUGAUCAUCAAGCAAUACAUCACCGACCAGGCACCCAGGCGCCUGAAUAUAUCUGACGACGACCUGGCUGCCUGCAAAAAGGCUGCCAGCUUAACCACACACCCGUCUGCUUUGCUGCGUGCAUUCACCGCCGCAGAAGACCUUUUGAAGUCUGACUGUUUCCCACGUUUUAUCCACGACAGCCAGCGGAACGCCAACAAGCCGCGUCUCAUAUUGGUCCGGAUAAUCGCCCUCACCGUCAUAAUGACUGGCUUCCUGGCCAACCAGGUACUGGUCCUGUCCAGCCUGUCCCAGUUCUUCCGCGUGCUCAGCAUAAUCCUGUGGUGGCCGAGCUUCACGACCCUAAUAGCAGCGAUACAAGGGCUCUGCCCCCUCCUACAAUCCAGAAGCCUCCGCCAGCUGCGGCCCUGGGAGCAGGAGCAGCUGGGUGAGGACGGUGACGCGGACGGCGACACGCACGAGCUCAACCCUGCAGCCGAGGUCACAACACACAUCAGCUCGGACAACGACAGGCAGAGGCCGAAGCAAGCGUGGCACGGGUCUGUUAUCCGGGUCACAAGCAAGCUGUCCACGAGCCGCAACGACGACCCGCUGCGCAAGCCGAGCAUGCAGACGUUUGGGCCGGCGAACAAGUACAGGAGACGGGCCUUUGUGAAGGCGUACCGGUCCAAGACGAUCACCCGCAAGAUCUGGGACGACACGGUCAAGACGCGCAACAGGAACAUCAAGAUGCUGCAGGACCGGACGCUCUUCCUUUCUAUAUGCUGGGGCGGCGCGAUAUCGUCGGUGCUUACCGUGGUGUCCCUCUUUAUUCCGAUGAUGAAGGUCUUGUGA
Diaporthe batatas is the source of this 3837-nucleotide messenger RNA. RefSeq lists its product as uncharacterized. Bases 2410 to 3837 code for a protein of 475 amino acids. The transcript has 3 exons. The record is from RefSeq and is a predicted model, not a curated record. NCBI's taxonomy places the organism in Eukaryota, Fungi, Ascomycota, Sordariomycetes, Diaporthales, Diaporthaceae.